Messenger RNA from Acanthoscelides obtectus, 614 nucleotides. The record is from the annotation of a GenBank genome assembly. NCBI's taxonomy places the organism in Eukaryota, Metazoa, Arthropoda, Insecta, Coleoptera, Chrysomelidae.
UGAUCAAACAGACCACCAUGGCGGCCGAAAGGUAAAGUAAAGAACUUGUGAAACAUUCUGAAAAGUAGAUGUUCUGAGAGAAAGGUGGUACCUGACUGCUUUUAGAUAAUAAUUAACCGUCCCACCGACCGAUGGAUGGACCGGUAGAUUCGCGCCCACAUGAAAAUUCUUGGUGCGAGUGCCAAGUCGGUAUCGAUGGUGCCUCGAUGAUGGUACUAUUCGAAAAAUGUGCUGGAGAAAUUAUCGAUGACUUCUGCUACGGCUGCUGUGGACGUGGAUGUGGACAUUGUCAUGGUCGUCGCCGGAGAUUUGUUUGUAGGCCGCACGGCGAGACAGGUCGACCGAGUUCAUCGCUGAUUCACACCAUAGGGCAGAUAUUGGUCAAGCCACACCCAGAGACUUAAUUGCAUUUUGGCUUAGAAUAUCGGAAUUAUCGACUCCAACAGCUAAUGAAGUUAGCUUCUGUCUGCCAGAAGUCAUAACUACUUCCGUCUUCUCAGGAGCCAAUUUCAAUCCAUUUUCUUCCAUCCAUAUGGUAAUUCCUUUGAUUCCAUAUGCUAAGGGUCCUUCAAGUGUAUAUCUCUCCUCCCUAGUCAAGAACACCAUUGUAGAAC